AAGAAAAUCCCUGUCGCUAGCGAUUAUAAAAAUCAGAAAGCAAUAAGUAGUGAAAAAGAAUCAGUGUCGAGUGGUAAUUUUAGUGAAAAUUCAUAAGAAAACUUGUGUUUUUACACAAUAAAAAUAAGAUUGUGCGAUUAAAAAGAAGUCUUCCUCAUAAAUAGUGCUAAACACAGCAGCUUUCAUAAAAAAUAUUUUCAUUAUUAUUCGGCAUCCGCUUAAGCGGUCUAGAAGAAUCUGCACAACAACAAACUUUAAUUUCUUAGAUAAGAUGAAAUUAAUACUAUCUACACUUUUAUUAGUCGGUUUGGCUACCAUACCGCUGCCGGCAUCCGCUUUGUAUUCGCCAAGCGAUGACGUGGUGGAAUUAACGCCCUCUAACUUCGAUCGUCUCGUCGUCGAUGAUGAUGCCGUUUGGGUUGUUGAAUUCUUUGCACCAUGGUGUGGUCAUUGCAAAUCCCUCGUACCAGAAUAUAAGAAGGCGGCCAAGGCUCUGAAGGGUGUAGUGAAAGUUGGCUCAGUGAACGCUGAUGAACAUCGUUCGCUAGGCGGUCAAUAUGGUGUUAAAGGUUUCCCAACCAUUAAAAUCUUCGGCGCUAAUAAGCGUUCGCCCAUUAGCUACAGCGGCCAACGCACAGCUAAAGCUAUUGCGGAGGCGGCACUAGCUGAAGCCAAAAAGAAGGUGCAAGAUGUUUUAGGUGGCGGCAGUAGCAGUAGCAGCAGCGGCAGCGGCAGUGGUGGUUCAGAUGCCGUCAUUGAAUUGACUGAUGACAACUUUGACAAACUGGUUUUGCAAUCCGAUGAUGUGUGGUUGGUUGAAUUCUUUGCACCAUGGUGUGGUCAUUGCCAGAAACUGGCACCUGAAUGGGCUAAAGCUGCUAAGGAGCUGAAGGGCAAAGUUAAAUUGGGCGCAUUGGACGCCACAGCACACCAGAGCAAGGCUUCGGAAUAUGGUAUUCGCGGUUAUCCCACAAUUAAGUUCUUCCCAGCCGGUAAGAAGAGCAGCAGUGAUGCUACAGAAUAUGAUGGCGGUCGCUCUGCUUCCGAUAUUGUCAGCUGGGCGCUUGAAAAACACGUCGACAGCGCACCUGCUCCAGAAUUAUUCGAGAUUUAUGAUGAAAGCUCUUUCGAAAAAGCUUGUGAGGGUAAGCCACUUUGCGUGGUCUCAGUGCUGCCACACAUCCUGGACUGUGAUGCCAAAUGUCGCAACAAAUUCCUCGAUACAUUGCGUGGAUUGGGUGAAAAAUACAAGCAGAAAUUAUGGGGAUGGGCCUGGGCUGAAGGUGGUGCACAAAGCAGCUUAGAAGAAUCGUUGGAAAUCGGCGGCUUCGGUUAUCCUGCUAUGGCUGUAGUGAAUUUCAAGAAAAUGAAGUUCUCGGUAUUGAAGGGCUCCUUCUCCAAGGAUGGCAUCAAUGAAUUCCUGCGUGACAUUUCCUAUGGACGAGGUCAUACUGCUCCAGUGCGUGGUGCUAAGAAACCAGAAAUUGUCACUGUACAACCAUGGGAUGGCAAAGAUGGUCAAUUACCAGCUGAGGAAGAAAUCGACUUAUCAGAUGUCGAUUUGGAUGACACAAAGGAUGAGCUUUAAAGUAUCUUUAGUUGAAAUAAUUAAAAACCUGCUUAUUCAUGUCAAUAUACACUAAGACUUACCGAAGAAA
Messenger RNA from Bactrocera tryoni, 1658 nucleotides. It is a transcript of the gene CaBP1, whose product is annotated as protein disulfide-isomerase A6 homolog. The coding region runs from base 272 to 1588 and encodes 438 amino acids. Gene Ontology annotation, molecular function: protein disulfide isomerase activity; protein-disulfide reductase activity. The transcript is spliced from 3 exons. Gene Ontology annotation, biological process: response to endoplasmic reticulum stress. Gene Ontology annotation, cellular component: endoplasmic reticulum lumen. NCBI's taxonomy places the organism in Eukaryota, Metazoa, Arthropoda, Insecta, Diptera, Tephritidae. The record is from RefSeq and is a predicted model, not a curated record.